Somion occarium is the source of this 7630-nucleotide messenger RNA. NCBI's taxonomy places the organism in Eukaryota, Fungi, Basidiomycota, Agaricomycetes, Polyporales, Cerrenaceae. The record is from the annotation of a GenBank genome assembly.
GCGAACUGCGAGAAGUGCACAACCGACAACUUUUCAGAAGGAGAGCCCCAAAGCGAAUGGCGGUCUCCGCUUACGUUGAGGGAUUGAUACAAUUAUUCACCACGACCCUCGUUGGUAGCUUCGCGCGAAGACCCAGCCACUGCGGUCUGGUGCUAUGUCCAAAUUCAGGAAGACAAACAUCUGGAUAUGAAGGAGAAACGUACCUGCCGCAGUUUUGCCAAAUGUAUUUUUAGGACCUCUGCGUAGUUGUCGAAGCCUAGCGUGAUCAUGGCAUACAGGAUGUCCUCUCCGCCAAUAGUCUUUCUCUUUUCCAUCUGGCAUUUCUCUGCUGCCUCUGAAGUUAUGAAGCUGAUAAACUCAGAGACACACUCCUGCACACAUUCUUUCGCUUCCUUGGAAAUCUUUGCUGUCCCAGGUACAGAACCUUUCAUGAUACGUGCGACAUUUGCAAUCUACUCACUCAUGUCAAAAGCGUCACACAUGAGAUCAGCCAAAAGGUUACCAUUGAUCCAUACUGUAGCCUGUACGUACAGGAAGAAAGCGGUCCUGCUCGCGAUACUCCCCAACCUCUUGUUCGGUAAUGGGAACGGGUUCAGGAGCUUCAUGAGGAGCUUCUACUACCGUUGCGCCUGAACCAUCGUUCUGAGGGGCAAUAUUUGGAGGCUGUGAAGGCUGAAGCUCUGUCAUAAUGGGUACCGCGCUCGGGGGCGGUAAUGAGGCGUCCCUCACUAUGGGAUGAGGGAAGAGUUGACUUUAGCGGUCGCACACGACGAAAGGAACAGUGAUUUCGACCAUUUGGUACGAUGCGCGACCUCCGAGACUCAAACUCCAGUUUCGAUUAGGCGCCCAAAUAGACGCGUUCAGUCAUCAAUUGGCUUGGGCAGAGCUAUUUGUUUCUUAACCUCGACCAUUCACUCGUCGUCCUCCACGGCGACUCUUACGAUCACUACCACUCUUUCUCUGUUUCUCAUUAACGAUGUCUCACAAGCCAGAUCUCUCGGGCUACAACUAUGCUGCUAUCUCUUCACUAGUCCUGACGGCAGAUAGGUCUGCACUUCCUCGACGAGACAAGGAGCCAGAUGGCGCGCCUACUUCACUCGCUGGUCGAAUUGACCCGCGAGACAUGGGUUCUCGCGUACAACGGGAGGUACCAAAGGACCUCCAAAAGAAGAAGAAGAAGGCUGCUGAGCUGAAACAAGAAGCAGCUGAAAGGAUACCGAAGCGUAGGGCUGCAGAAGUUGGUUUUGGCUACACCGACAUUAUCGAGGCGACACAGGACGUCGAGGGGCUUACAUAUCGCCCACGAACUGCAGAGACUAGAGAAGUGUACGAGCUCAUCUUGUCUACCGUUCACCAGGCUCUUGGUGACCAAGCACAGGACAUAGUCCGCUCUGCUGCGGAUGCCGUGCUGGAGUCCCUGAAAAAUGAGAACCUGAAGGACUUUGACAAGAAAAAGGAGGUGGAAGAGAUCCUUGGACCUAUUUCCAACGAGACCUUCUCGCAGUUGCUGAAUCUGUCGAAGAAGAUUACUGAUUACACUGCGGAAGUUGAAACUGCUGUGGAACCGGAUAUGGAGAGAAAAGAAGCGGAGAUUGACGAAGAGAUGGGCGUGGCUGUCGUUUUCGACGAGGAGGAACAGGAGGAAGAGGAAGAGGAGGGCUUUGAGAUUCGAGAAGAGUCUGAGGAGGAGAGUGCCGCGGAAGAGGAAGCAGAGGAAGCACCCGAAGGCAUGCUUGAGGGUGAAGAGGAGCUUGUUGUUGGUGGUGUACCCUCAACGGCGCGAGGGAAAAAGGCUGUCGACAAAGAUAUCGUUUCUCCCCACGAGAUCGACGCGUUCUGGGUACAACGGCAAGUCUCAGAAGUCUAUCCCGAUCCUGUUACCGCCGCAGAUAAGGCGCAAGCAGUUCUUACCAUCCUUGGUUCUGAGUCCAACUUGCGCGACUGCGAGAACCAGCUCAUGGACCUCUUCGAAUACCAGAGUUUCGAUAUGAUCACCAAGUUCCUCAAGAACCGAGAUGUUAUUGUCUGGUGUACGAAGCUCAUGCGUAGCGACGCGGACGAGAGGGUCAAUGUCGAAGUCGCUAUGCGUGAGAAGGGAUUGGGUUGGAUCAUACGAGAACUCGCUGGUGAUCGGAAAACCAAGGCACGCGCACCUGAGGCCAUGGACGUUGACGAGAAGCCGUUGGUCGAGGUCCCGAAGACAGCUACUCUUGCGCCAGGUUCGACCGUACAGCCGAAGAAAAUGGUCGACCUCGAGAGUAUGGCAUUCAGCCAGGGUGCGCAUCUUAUGUCAAACAAGAAGUGCAAGCUGCCGGAAGGUUCGUUCAAGCGUGCCAAGAAAGGAUAUGAGGAAAUUCAUGUCCCUGCACCGAAGCGCAAGGAGAUCAAGGAAGGCGAACUUGUGCCGAUCAGUGAUCUCCCUCCAUGGGCGCAAGAAGGUUUCAAAGGAAUCAAGAACUUGAAUCGGGUACAGAGCAGGUUAUUCCCUGUUGCGUUUGGGACCGAUGAACCACUCCUCCUUUGUGCACCCACUGGUGCCGGUAAGACCAACGUUGCGAUGCUUGCCGUCCUGAACGAGCUUUCCAAAUACCGUGAUGAAGAGACGGGUGCUUUUGACCUGGACGCGUUCAAGAUCAUCUACGUCGCGCCAAUGAAGGCUCUUGUACAGGAGAUGGUCGGCAAUUUCAGCUCUCGACUUGGUGUAUUCGGCGUGAAAGUUGGCGAAUUGACUGGUGAUGCGCAAAUGACCAAGCAGCAAAUCUCGGAGACCCAGAUCAUCGUGACCACGCCAGAGAAGUGGGAUGUUAUCACUCGCAAAAGCACGGAUACCAGCUACACUAACUUGGUUCGUCUCAUUAUCGUCGAUGAGAUUCACUUGUUGCAUGACGAGCGUGGUCCAGUGCUCGAGAGUAUUGUUGCUCGUACCAUUCGUAGGAUGGAGCAGACGAACGAAUAUGUUCGUUUGGUCGGUCUCUCAGCGACUUUGCCCAAUUAUCAGGACGUGGCUGCCUUCCUUCGUGUGGAUCCCACCAAGGGUCUCUUCUACUUCGACGCGUCAUUCCGUCCUUGCCCACUUCAGCAGCAGUUCGUCGGUGUCACGGAGAAGAAGGCCAUCAAGCGGUACCAGGUCAUGAACGAGGUUUGUUAUGAGAAGGUUCUUGAUCAAGCUGGCAAGAAUCAAACCCUUGUCUUUGUGCACUCUCGAAAGGAGACAGCAAAGACAGCCAAGUUCAUCCGGGACAUGGCUAUCGACAAGGAGACCAUUACACAGUUCGUCAAGCCUGAGGGUGCGACUCGUGAAAUCCUACUCGAGGAGGCCAACAACGUCAAAGAUCCCAACCUCAGGGAUCUUCUGCAGUUUGGCUUCGGUAUUCACCACGCUGGCAUGAGCCGAGAAGAUCGUGGUCUUGUGGAGGAACUGUUCGCCGAUGGUCACCUACAAGUCCUCGUCUGUACCGCAACACUCGCUUGGGGUGUCAACCUACCUGCACAUACAGUUGUCAUCAAGGGUACCCAAAUUUACAACCCCGAGAAGGGUCGCUGGGUGGAGUUAUCUCCGCAAGAUGUCCUUCAAAUGCUCGGUCGUGCUGGUCGUCCACAGUAUGACACAUACGGUGAAGGUAUCAUCAUCACGAACCACUCCGAACUCCAGUACUACCUGUCCCUCAUGAACCAGCAGCUCCCAAUUGAGUCACAGUUCGUGGCAAAGUUGUCCGACAACCUUAACGCCGAAAUUGUCCUUGGUACUAUCCGCAACAGAGAUGAAGCCGUACAAUGGCUGGGCUACACGUAUCUAUACGUCCGUAUGUUGAAGGACCCGGUGCUCUACAGUGUCGGUAUCGACUACCUGGAGGGUGAUCCUGCCCUUGUUCAGAAACGAGCUGAUAUCGUACACACUGCCGCAGCCAUGCUCGAGAAGUGUUAUCUCAUCAAGUACGAGCGUUCUACGGGUCGUUUCCAGAGUACAGAGCUUGGUCGUAUCGCGUCGCAUUACUACGUCACCUACAACUCCAUGGCCACCUACAACCAGCACCUGCGGCCGACCAUGCAUCACCUAGAGCUUUUCCGUGUCUUCGCUUUAUCGAACGAAUUCAAACUCCUUCCAGUUCGACAGGACGAAAAGCUGGAGUUGGCCAAAUUGCUCGAGCGUGUACCCGUUCCGGUCAAGGAGACCGUGGAAGAACCUGCGGCCAAGAUCAAUGUCUUGCUCCAGGCUUUCAUCUCCGGACUGAAGCUCGAGGGCUUCGCUCUCGUCGCCGAUAUGGUCUAUAUUCAGCAGUCAGCCGGCCGUAUCCUGCGUGCUAUCUUCGAGAUCUGCCUCAAACGUGGUUGGGCAGUUCCUGCGAAAGCUGCGUUGGAUAUGUGCAAAAUGGUUGAGAAGAAGAUGUGGGGCGCGAUGACACCGUUACGUCAAUUCCGAGGUGUACCUGGAGAUCUCAUCCGAAAGGCCGAGAGCAAGCAAUUCCCAUGGUACCGUUAUUUCGACUUGAACCCUCCUGAGAUUGCCGAGCUUCUUGGUUCUCAACUCGCUGCUGGAAAACUUGUGUACCGUCUAGUCCACAACUUCCCCAAACUUCAGCUACAGGCACAAGUGCAGCCUAUCACGCGAUCGCUUCUUCGUAUCGACUUGACCAUCAUACCUGACUUCGUCUGGGAUGAGAAGAUUCAUGGUGCCGCCGAGUCCUUCUGGGUCGUUGUUGAGGAUGUCGACGGUGAAAUCGUCCUUUUCCAUGACAGUUUCAUCCUUCGACAACGAUACUCUCAGGACGAACAUAACAUGACUCUCACUGUUCCCAUGUUCGAACCUGUUCCUCCAAACUAUUACAUUUCCGUCGUUUCGGAUCGUUGGUUACACGCAGAGACUCGACUACCCAUCUCGUUCAAGCACCUCAUCCUUCCUGAGAAGUUCCCCCAGCCCACCCCUCUCCUUGACCUUCAACCUCUCCCACUUACCGCCUUGCAUAACAAGGAAUUCGAGAGUAUCUACUCGUCUACCAUCCAGACCUUCAACAAGAUCCAGACGCAAGUAUUCCAAGCCUUGUACACCACCGAUGACAACGUCUUCAUUGGCGCACCUACUGGAAGUGGCAAGACUAUUUGCGCCGAGUUUGCUCUUCUCCGACUUUGGAGUAAGCGCGAGCAACCUCGUGCUGUUUGUAUCGAGCCGUUCCAGGAUAUGGUGGACUUGCGUGUUGCAGAAUGGCGUGCCAAAUUCGGUAACUUGCAAGGUGGCAAGGAGAUCGUCAGUCUGACCGGCGAGACCAGUGCUGAUUUGCGUCUCCUGGAGAAGGGCGACUUGAUCGUAUGCACUCCAUCACAAUGGGACGUCUUGUCAAGAAGAUGGCGACAGCGGAAGAACGUUCAGAACAUUGGUCUACUCAUCGCGGAUGAGGUUCAGCAAGUUGGUGGAGAAGUUGGUCCGACGUAUGAAGUGGUCAUCUCUCGUACAAGAUACGUUUCUGCGCAGACAGAGAUCAAGACGAGGAUAGUAGCAUGCGGUGUGUCGUUGGCGAAUGCACGGGAUCUUGGAGAAUGGAUUGGUGCUCCCUCGCACGCUAUAUUCAACUUCCCACCAAGUGCACGACCUCUCGAUAUGGACAUCCACAUCCAAAGCUUCAAUAUUCCACAUUUCCCCUCACUCAUGAUCGCGAUGUCGAAACCUGCGUACCUCUCCAUCGUCGAGUACUCACCCACCAAGCCCGUCAUUGUCUUCGUUCCUUCCCGUCGUCAAUGUCGCCUUACUGCUGAGGAUAUCAUCACUCAUUGUGCAGCCGAUGACAACCCCAAACGAUUCCUCAACGUUGAGGAGGAGGAUUUGCAGCCACACCUUGACCAUAUUAGUGACCAGGGUCUGGUCGAGACCCUGAAGUAUGGUAUCGGUUAUUACCAUGAAGCACUGAACAAGCAAGACAAGAAGAUUGUCGAACGGCUCUUCCAGUCUGGUGCCAUUCAAGUGCUCAUUGCAUCCAAGGAUAUUGCUUGGAGUCUUCCUGUGGCAAGCUACAUGGUUGUCAUCAUGGGCGUUCAAUACUACGAGGGCAAGGAGCAUCGCUAUAUCGAUUACCCCGUUAUGGACGUCUUGCAAAUGAUGGGCCGCGCAUGCCGACCGACUGAAGACGACAGGAGUAGAUGCGUCUUGAUGGUUCAACAAACUCGUAAGGACUUCUACAAGAAGUUCCUGGCUGAAGGUCUACCGAUCGAGUCACAUCUGCCUACGCACAUGCUUCACGACUACUUCUUAGCCGAGAUUGCGGUGAAGACGAUCGAGAACAAGCAAGAUGCGAUGGAUAUCCUGACAUGGACGUACUUCUACCGUCGAAUGACGCAGAACCCGAACUACUACAACCUGCAUAACGUCAGCCAUCAACACUUGUCCGACCAUCUCUCAGAACUUGUGGAGAACACACUCACUGACUUGGUUAACUCGAAGUGUAUUGCAAUUGAGGAGGAGAUGGACGUGUCACCACUGAACCUGGGUAUGAUUGCUGCGUACUACAACAUCUCAUAUGUCACGGUUGAGGUGUAUACACUCUCACUCAAGGAACGUACCAAGCUGAAGGGUCUACUCGAAGUCGUCUCAUCUUCUGCUGAGUUCGAGACCAUUCCCAUCCGCCGACACGAAGACGUAUUGCUCAGGCGUAUUUACGACCGUGUACCUGUUAAGCUCGACCGAGUCGACUUCGAGGCGCCUCACUUCAAGACCUUCCUUCUCCUCCAAGCACACUUCUCCCGAAUACAACUACCUCCAGAUCUCGCCGCUGAUCAAGUGCUGGUACUCGAGAAGAUUCUCAACCUCCUUUCGGCGUGUGUAGACGUGAUGUCGUCGAAUGCCUGGUUGAACGCGUUAGGUGCGAUGGACCUGUCGCAGAUGUGCGUUCAGGCAUGCUGGGAGACGGAUUCGCCACUCAAGCAAAUUCCUCACUUCGAACCUGAUGUUAUUGCGCGAUGCAAGGCAGCUGGAAUCGAGUCCGUCUAUGAUAUCAUGGAGAUGGAGGAUGACCAACGUAACAAACUGUUGCAGAUGGAUGCGCGACAAAUGCGUGACGUUGCAACAUUCGUCAACUCGUAUCCUACCCUAGACGUCAAUUUCGAGCUCGCCAAAGGCGAUUACACCGCCGGUUCGCCUAUCCUACUCACGGUCGCCCUUACACGAGAUGUAGAGGAGGAGGAGAGCGACGCUGAACAGACCGUUGUUGCGCCAUUCUACCCACUCAAGAAGAUGGCCAACUGGUGGGUCGUCAUUGGUGACCCCUCGUCUCGUCAACUGCUCUCGAUCAAGCGAGUCACAGUGAACAAGAACCUGGCUGUUAAGCUUGAGUUCACUUUACCACAGGGCACCCAUAACCUAAAACUCUAUGUCAUCUGCGAUUCGUACAUUGGUGCGGACCAUGACAUCAACUUGGAACCCAUCGAGGUCGCGGAGGGAGAAGAGAGCGACAGUGAUGAGGAGAUGGAGAGCGAUGAGGAAUGAAUAAUUCGAUUUUGUAUAGUGUAGAGUUCUGUCUUCUUUCAUGUUGUUGUUGCUAUCGAUGCUGUAAAAUGUACUAAAUACUGUGCCUAAUUUUUACCUCUUGCACUCCAUGGCAGUAAGCUUGAAUCUUGCCUGAAGCUGAAUGUCGGAAUGGUCGCU